Messenger RNA from Fusarium fujikuroi IMI 58289, 198 nucleotides. RefSeq lists its product as uncharacterized. The coding region runs from base 1 to 198 and encodes 65 amino acids. The record is from RefSeq and is a predicted model, not a curated record. Lineage: Eukaryota; Fungi; Ascomycota; Sordariomycetes; Hypocreales; Nectriaceae. The transcript is spliced from 2 exons.
AUGAAGAACUCUAGCCACAUGGAAAAACAGGGUGAGAAACAAAAGGCAGGAAUGUGCGCCAUAUAUCGAUUUACUGGGGCUGCAUUCAUCGCGGAUACCGACACACUCAGUGCCCUUACCAACAUGCAUCCCGAGCUGGAUGUCGGCAAACCGGAUUUUAGUCCCGAGGCAAAGCUUGCCUGGGCUCUGAUAGCAUAG